Erythranthe guttata (spotted monkey flower) is the source of this 1334-nucleotide messenger RNA. Lineage: Eukaryota; Viridiplantae; Streptophyta; Magnoliopsida; Lamiales; Phrymaceae. The record is from RefSeq and is a predicted model, not a curated record.
UUCUCCAAAACCCGGGUUUUAGCCGGUUUACGGUUCGGCCGGCCAAAAUCCCGGUUUUUACCAUUUUAAACCGGGUUUUGCAAUUUUCGGGUUUAUAUUACCAAUCGAACCGGGUUCGUGGACUGGUCCGGAACAAACGGGAGGGAAAGCCCUCAUGUAGCCGGCGGCAGGAAUUAAAAAUCCGGCUUACCUCGUUGCUUACGUCACUUCCUCUCUCUCUCUCUCUCUUCGUCGUAAUUUGCAGGAAUCAGGUUAUUCUGGCUUUACAUUCCAGCACUUCUAUUUGAAGUACUUAUGGCGAAACAGAGUAGUAAUCGAGCAACUCAAGUAAUCGAAGCUGUGGGCAGUUUUCUUCGCAGAUGCAUAGGUUCGAUUCUUUCUGCUGGUCCUAUUCCAAAACACAUUGCUUUUAUUAUGGACGGAAAUCGAAGAUACGCUAAAAAGCAAAACCUAGAAGAAGGGGCAGGCCACAGAUUCGGAUAUUCAACCCUUAUGAACAUGUUGAAAUACUGCUACGAGCUGGACGUAAAAUACGUCACGAUUUAUGCCUUCAGCAUUGAGAAUUUCAAGAGACGCCCCGAAGAGGUGCAAUCCACUAUGCAGCUGAUACAAGAAAAGAUCGAAGGGCUGAUCGAGAAAGAGAGCAUAGUCAACCGCUAUGGUGUUCGAGUGCACUUCAUCGGAAACCUUAAACUCCUGAGCAAGCCCGUCCAGCUAGCUGCCGAGCGAGCCAUGAACGCCACCUGGCAUAACUCGAAGGCGGUUCUUUCUAUAUGCAUUGCCUACACAUCUACGGAUGAGAUUGUGAAUGCCGUUGAGGAGAGCUGUAAAGAGAAACAGAAAGGGAACGAGAAAUUAUUGGAUGAAAUUGGAGAGGGCCCGCUUAUUGACGUGGCGGAUGUGGAGAAACAUAUGUAUAUGGCAGUUGCACCUGAUCCUGAUAUUAUAAUCAGAACUUCUGGCGAGACACGAUUGAGCAAUUUUCUCCUGUGGCAGAGUGCACGUUCACUACUGUACUCCCCCGGUGUGCUUUGGCCUGAGAUUGGAUUCUGGCAUUUGGUGCGAGCGGUUCUUGAUUUUCAAAAGAAUUAUGCGUAUACAGAAAAGAAAUCGAAAGAAAGUUAGAUAUGGGUUGUGUCAUUGUACUGUAGUUAAUCAAUUGUGUGUUUUUAUGCGUUACAUUUGCAGGAGAUCGAUUUUCAUCGGUUUUAAUUACAUUAAUGUUGCAUUUAGUUACCUGUGAUGAAUGACAACUGAGAUUUUGUGCAAGAAACUUGUGUACAGUGCUAGUUGAAGUAACUCUCUGCAUUUUGCUAAUCUCCCAUUGAUUUAAA